This is a messenger RNA of Juglans microcarpa x Juglans regia, 916 nucleotides long. Its product is annotated as magnesium-dependent phosphatase 1-like. Lineage: Eukaryota; Viridiplantae; Streptophyta; Magnoliopsida; Fagales; Juglandaceae. Bases 417 to 803 code for a protein of 128 amino acids. The record is from RefSeq and is a predicted model, not a curated record. Gene Ontology annotation, molecular function: acid phosphatase activity. The transcript is spliced from 4 exons.
AAUUUAUUUUCUAGACGCGUUAUGGGUUGACGUAUUACCAAUUAACGUAAGUUGCGCAGAAGUUCUGAAACGACCGUAAUGAACAGAGGUUGCGUGUAUUGAAAAAGAAUGUGAAACGACGACCAUUCCCACGUCUUACAUACUUAAUUCAAUCCAAAGUAGGUGCAUGCAUUCCGUUCACCGAAGCUGUGACGACCUGCAAGAUAUUGACGAACGACCUUGCUAUGGAGGAAGACGAUAAGGUGAAGAACGAGGCACUGCAGAUAAUCAGUCUCCACCAAAAUCUUCCUCGCCUAGUUGUCUUCGAUCUCGAUCAUACUUUCUGGCCUUUCUAUUGUGAGGGCUGCUAUGGGGAUGACGAGCCAUAGCUGUAUCCACAGGCCAGAGGCAUAUUCUAUGCACUCAAGGAUAGUGGAAUGAACGUGGCUAUUGCUUCUAGAUCGCCAACUCCUGAUAUAGCCAAAAAUUUUCUAGAUAAAUUGGGUAUCCAAUCCAUGUUUGUGGCCCUGGAAAUUUUUGCCAGUCCGACUCACAAAACAGAUCAUUUCCAAAGAAUUCAAAGAAGUACCGGGGUACCUUUCACUUCAAUGCUCUUCUUUGACGAUGAGGAUAGGAAUAUUCAAGCGGUAUCAAAAAUGGGCGUAACAAGCAUAUUGGUCGGCGAUGGGGUAAACCUUGGAGUUUUGAGGCAUGGACUAUCAGAAUUUUCUCAGAUGUCAAGGACUCAAAAUCAUCUAGCAGGGGCAAGCAGAAUUGAAUCUUCCUCUGGUGUGGAGUCAUGUAUGGCCUUGAAAGUGGAAUGAUGCUUGGUAUUUCAAAUGUGAUUGUUGUAGUUUUUUUACUCAAACCAUCAAAUGUACUGCAACUUUGUGAUACACAUGUUGUAUUGCACAUUAUAUCUAUACCAUCAAAUAAC